Molecule: messenger RNA, 1417 nt
Organism: Talaromyces proteolyticus
Lineage: Eukaryota; Fungi; Ascomycota; Eurotiomycetes; Eurotiales; Trichocomaceae
Product: putative opsin
Exons: 5
Coding region: 295-1206 (303 amino acids)
Cellular component (GO): plasma membrane; endoplasmic reticulum
Source: RefSeq, a predicted model, not a curated record
UGCACCACCCGAUUGGACCGCUUUGCAGCGGAUACACCAGCGCGCGCGUAACGAUGACGAUAGAUUCUCUAUUAAGCAGCAGCACCACUAUCCGUUGUCAAGAUGGCUCUGGUGGCGUCAGGUGGUGAAUAACGUCGACGUCAGAUCUGUCACUGUUGUCUGGUCAGCUUCGUCAUCUGUUUUUGAUCACUAUUAAUAUCCAUUCAUCUUCACCUUCCUCUUCCUCAACUAUCCACACCCAUUGGAGUAAACUCAUCGAUAAGUGACACGAUACUGAAAAUUAAAAGAACAGAUAUGGAGGAAGUGCUCAAGAAACAUACGGCAACACUGCCUCUGCCGCCUGUGCCUACCUCGUCCGUCGGCCCAGUGCCGACGGUCCUCCCAGGCGAUCAUCCUGUGUUCCAGGAAAUCCACAGUACUGGGAAACGCACAUUAUGGGUUGUCGUCGUGCUCAUGGGCGUCUCAUCUCUAGCGUUCUACUUCCUCGCAGCCCGCGUGCGAGUCCAAAAGCGGCUCUUGCACACACUAACCGCCCUGAUCACCACAAUCUCCUUCCUCAGCUAUCUCGCCAUGGCCACAGGCCAAGGCAGCACCUGGACAUACUCCCUCCACCACCACAGUCACGCACACGUCCCCGACACAACGCAACAAGUGCUGCGGCAAAUCUUCUGGGCACGCUACAUCAACUGGAUCCUGACAACACCGCUCCUGCUCAUCAACAUCGGGUUACUAGGUGGCCUGAGCGGCGCGCAUUUGCUGGUCGCCAUCUCCGCGGAUCUGAUUAUGUUUGUGGCCGGAUUAAUCGCUACGUUUGCGUGGCAUGAGCGGCGAUGGGUGUGGUAUACGAUUGUUUGUGUGUCGUUUUUGACGAUCGGCUAUCAGAUCGGUGUGAAUGGGUCGAGGGCUGUGGCGAGGAGGUCGCAGGAGCAUAGGACGUUGUUUACGUCGUUUGCAGGCGCGACGUUGGCCACGUUUUUGCUAUAUCCGAUAAUCCUUGCUGCAUCGCCUCUUGCGCAUAAGAUUAGUGUUGACGCAGAGGUCGUCGCGUGGGCGGUGCAUGAUAUCUUGACGCAGGGGAUUUUCGGGUACUGGUUGAUUCUGGCUCAUGAUAAGAAGGACGCUGGACAACUGGUUGUUGACGGCUUCUGGGCCCAUGGUGUUAGUCCGGAAGGUGUUAUUCGUGUUGGCGAAAGCGAGACGGCGUAGACAGUCCCUCGAGACUGGCGUGUGGUGUCUCGUGAUACUUUGGGAUGGAUUGUAGGAUGCGAGGAUUGAACGGAAUGAUGAUGAUGGAAUGGCAGUAGUCCCAUUUAAUGCUCUUUAUGAAGUGUUUUUUAUUCGUUCGACGUCAGAGAUUGGAAAUAUAUAUCAAAAGUUUACAAUCCAUAUCUAAAUGCACUUUAAUUCUAUUUUUUGA